This is a messenger RNA of Blastomyces dermatitidis ER-3, 2177 nucleotides long. RefSeq lists its product as uncharacterized. The coding region runs from base 338 to 1624 and encodes 428 amino acids. NCBI's taxonomy places the organism in Eukaryota, Fungi, Ascomycota, Eurotiomycetes, Onygenales, Ajellomycetaceae. The transcript has 4 exons. The record is from RefSeq and is a predicted model, not a curated record.
CUAAGUUACAUCUAAAAGGGGAAUAAAUACUCUUUAUGGUUUUGGAGGCUCAGCUCUUCGGAGUUGCUCCUCCGCCUGAUGGUGGCGAAUCAGGAUUACCAAAACGAGGUACAUUUAUUUAAAUACAGUACGGAGUACAUACGCCCCGUUGUCGUCGCGCUAAGCAGCCCAUGGCCCCUUCGACCUUUUCAUAUUUGCAAGUUGCAUCCGAGAAGGACGUCGUUCGUUGUCUAAAUAAAUAACUAUCCAAAAUAUUGGCCACGGGGAUGCGAAUGAGUGUCCAUUAUCCUGAUUUAUCCGCCGACUUUCAGCCCCACGCCAGGGCAAACGCAAAGCAAUGACAAGUAUUAAUAUACCCCCAUUCAGCAGCCCCAGUAAAUCCAGCUACGGUGAAUCGAUAAUAUCCAAUCUCAAGAAGAGAUCCACCUUGUACGCCCUCGUGGCCUUAUCGCUCCUCAAUGUAUUCCUCCUUACGAACACCCUCUAUAGGGGCCGAAACUCGGUACAAAAGGAUUCAACCAGACCAGCGCCGAUAUAUCCUAUUCGCCUACAUGGGGAUGCGAAUGCAAAUGCAACCGAGUUCGUAAAGCCUGAGAAUAUUGUCAUUAGCGGCUUUGUGUUCUAUGGUCGUCGGGAUCGCGUCGAGGCGAUGCACUGCUACGUGGAGCGCAACUUGGUUGACAACAAGGGUUGGCUGGACGAAGUGCUAUGGGUCGUCAAUACCGAAAAUGAGGAUGAUUUAAAGUAUCUUGAUGAAAUACUGGCUAGAUCUCGACGAUACAAAAAGCUAGACCUUGGGAGAAAGGUUCGCGGUCCGGAGUUCAGACAAAUCUGGAAGCAUCUUGAACGGGGAAAGAUAUAUGUUAAAAUAGAUGACGAUGUGGUCUGGUUAGCCGACGAUACCAUUCCUCGAAUAGUUGAUCGAAAAAUAAAUCAUCCCGAUGAUUUCGCCGUGUCAGCAAACAUAAUCAACAAUCCCCCCUUGAGCUUCAUCCAUUACCAUGUUGGCGCUCUCCACCCUUACUUCCCUGAAUUGCUCGAUGGCAAACCCUCCACAAAGCCCAGCGAUAAUAAAUCAUGGAAACCUUCCGAUCAUCCGGACUGGGAAGGCCCGGAGAAGUUUGAAUGGGCCCUCGACGCAGCGCCUCCGGCUAAGGGCCAUCGAUGGUUACGUGUUAAAGAUGACAAAGCCAUCGUUCGAACACCAGUCACCCACCUCAAAUAUGAGGUAUGGGGUGAUACCUAUACAAGCUGGGCCAUCGCUGCCCAGCAACAUUAUUCGUUUUUAGAAAAUUUGGAAAAAGAUCAGCUUGACUUGUACAAGUUUAACCUUCCGUGGAACAUGGAUAAUGAGCGAAUAAGGAUCAACGUCCUUGCUAUUUGGGCCGACGAUAUACUCGACAGCGAUAUAGAUACCUGGCCAAAGGAAAGAAGUGACGAAGAAAUGGUUGUUAUGGAGCUGCCUAAGAUGUAUAGUCGGCCCGUCACUAUUGUGGGAGAAGCUCUAGCUGCCCAUUUCAACUUCCAGCACCAACCCGGAGUGGCGGAAACCGAUCUCUUGGACCGAUAUCGCAUGCUUGCCAGAGAACGCGCGUGUCCUCAGAAGUCGAAGCCGGAGUCAUAGAUCUCCACAUCAACGGUUAGAAAUGCUGACAGAACUUUGGCCGCUCACUACCACACGCGCCCAGCUGACGCGAUGCACACCACAUCUUUCAGGUUUCCCCUUUACCCAUUCUAUGACAUGCCAUGGCUGCCCCCCCCCCGUUAUCCUCCCUCCUGGUUGAUCGCCAGGUUUGCCACAGACCCGACAUCCGUCGACAGGACCGAUGCAAAAAAGGAGAAGAGAGCGAAGUGGAAACUGGUUGAAGAAUUUGAGUUUCCAACUCCAUAUUAUUCUUUACUCUUUUUGCCGGAGCGAAUUCGUAUCCCGAAUUACCUGGUCCCAGGGAUAUUGGUGCAGUUCAAAUUUUUAUGAAUUUUUAAAAUCGCCUUUUAAUUGGAAAUAGAACAUUCGGGAUUCAAAAAGAACUCGUUUUAUAUCUACUCAUUGUAAUUUAUUUCUCUGUUUUUAACUUGGCCUUUUCCAACGAUUAUAUAACUUUAGUUAGUCAACAAAUAUAUAUAUUACACGUCUAAAAUCUCUACAAAGGCCAGGGAGUAUUUACAUGGUAAUGCCC